Messenger RNA from Mus caroli (Ryukyu mouse), 1169 nucleotides. The record is from RefSeq and is a predicted model, not a curated record. Lineage: Eukaryota; Metazoa; Chordata; Mammalia; Rodentia; Muridae.
GCGGCGGCAGCGGUUGCCCGCGCGCGGCCAUGGCGGCAUCCGGGGAGCUGGUUCCAUGCUCUGUGUACUUCUGCGGGAGCAUCCGCGGCGGGCGGGAGGACCAAGCUCUGUAUGCGAGGAUCGUAUCCCGGCUGCGGCGCUAUGGGAAGGUGCUCACUGAGCACGUGGCUGAUGCUGAGUUGGAGCCGCGUGGGGAAGAGGCUUCUGGAGGCGACCAGCUCAUCCAUGAGCGGGACCUGGCCUGGCUCCAACAGGCUGAUGUGGUUGUGGCAGAAGUGACACAGCCAUCCCUGGGUGUUGGCUACGAAUUGGGCCGGGCAGUAGCUCUUGGUAAGCCAAUUCUAUGCCUGUUCCGACCACAGUCUGGCCGAGUGCUUUCUGCCAUGAUCCGGGGAGCAGCUGAUGGCUCGAGGUUCCAGGUGUGGGACUACGCAGAGGAAGAGGUGGAGACCAUGCUCCAUCGAGGUCAGAAGAGGGUACCACAUUCUCUGGAACUGGUGGUAGAGAUGACUGUGGGCCUCCAUGUGGGUGCUGGGAACUGAACCCACAACAAGUGCUCUUAGCUGCUGAACCUUCUCUUUGGUCCUGGCCCAACUUUAUCCAAUGCUGACCCCUGAUGUUUCUCUGGACUCGUUCCUGCUUCUGCCUCAGUAGUAAGAAAACGUUCGUUUAGUUGGGUAUGGUGGCGCCUCAGGAGGCACAGUGUGGUGGUUUGAAUAUGCUUGACCUGGGGAGUGGCAGGCUUAGGUGUGACCCCGUUGGAAGUGUGUCACUGUGGGGGUGGGCUUUGAGACCCUCCACCUAGCUGCUUGACCUGGGGAGUGGCACGCUUAGGUGUGACCCCGUUGGAAGUGUGUCACUGUGGGGGUGGGCUUUGAGACCCUCCACCUAGCUGCUUGACCUGGGGAGUGGCACGCUUAGGUGUGACCCCGUUGGAAGUGUGUCACUGUGGGGGUGGGCUUUGAGACCCUCCACCUAGCUGCUUGACCUGGGGAGUGGCACGCUUAGGUGUGACUCCGUUGGAAGUGUGUCACUGUGGGGGUGGGCUUUGAGACCCUCCACCUAGCUGCCUGAAAACAGUCUGCUGGUUUCCUUUUGAAGAUGUAGAACUCUCAGCUCCUCUUGCACCAUGCCUGCCUGGAUGCUGCCUUGCUCCUUCCUUGAUGAUA